AUGGCGGGGUCUUCUGAGUUGGUGGUCCUUGACCCUCCAUGGGACAAGGAGCUCGCGGCUGGCACAGAGAGCCAGGCCUUGGUCUCCGCCACUCCCCGAGAGGACUUUCGGGUGCGCUGCACCUCGAAGCGGGCUGUGACCGAAAUGCUACAACUGUGCGGCCGCUUCGUGCAAAAGCUCGGGGACGCUCUGCCGGAGGAGAUUCGGGAGCCCGCUCUGCGAGAUGCGCAGUGGACUUUUGAAUCAGCUGUGCAAGAGAAUAUCAGCAUUAAUGGGCAAGCAUGGCAGGAAGCUUCAGAUAAUUGUUUUAUGGAUUCUGACAUCAAAGUACUUGAAGAUCAGUUUGAUGAAAUCAUAGUAGAUUUAGCCACAAAACGUAAGCAGUAUCCCAGAAAGAUCCUGGAAUGUGUCAUCAAAACCAUAAAAGCAAAACAAGAAAUUCUGAAGCAGUACCACCCUGUUGUACAUCCACUGGACCUAAAAUAUGACCCUGAUCCAGUUCUCAACGGGAAUGCUUUCAACUUUUCCCCAUUCAACAUGAUGUUGGCUGUGGAUUUGUCAUAUAUGGUUUUUAUUACUUCGAGGACAUACCAAGAACACACUGGCCCUACGACUUUCAUACUCGCAACUCCCUGUAUUUGAAACUGCUCUCCGAAACUACCUGCCUGACUCUUGCACUUCAUUCAGCUCUCUGUUCAAAGUGUCAGUUCAUCUGAUACACCUUACAACCUGUGUCAGAUUCUCUUAUGACUCCCUUGAUCAUACUGUAUCCCUUUAACCUGCUUUAUUUUUCUCUGCCACUUACAGAUAUUAUAUAAUUUCUCCUUAUUUUCCUCUUCCCUCCCCACAGUAUUGUAAGCUCCCUGUGAGCAAGAACUUUGGGAUGCCCAGCUUUCCCUCUUUUUUCUUUUCUUUUCUUUUUUUUGAGACGGAGCCUUGCUCUGUCGCCCAGGCUGGAAUGCAGUGGCACGAUCUCAGCUCACUGCAACCUCCACCUCCCAGGUUCAAGUGAUUCUCCUGCCUCAGCCUCUAGAGUAGCUGGGAUUACAGGCGCCCGCCAUCACGCCUGGCUAACUUUUGCAUAUUUAGUAGAGACAAGGUUUCACCAUAUUGGCCAGGCUGGUUUCAAAGUCUUGAACUCGGGUGAUCCUCCCACCUCGGCCUCCCAAAGUUCUGGGAUUACAGGCAUGAGCCACUGCGCCCAGCCCCUGACUCUUAAGAUUAUUCUCUGACAUGGUACACUCAAUAAAUAUUUAUAUUUUUGCAAACAAUACAUAAUUUUAUAUAAAUAGGAUUGAAUUACAUAUUACGUUGUCCCUUUUAAAAACCAAAGUCGGCCGGAUGCAGUGGCUCACACCUGUAAGCCCAGCACUUUGGGAAGCUGAUCGCUUGAGCACAGGAGUUUGAGACUAGCUAGGGCAACAUGGCAAAACCCCGUCUCUACAAAAAAUACAAAAAUUAGCCAAGCAUGGUGGUGCACGCCUGCAGUCCCAGCUACUCGGGAAGCUGCAGAGGGAGGAUCAUUUGAACCCAGGAGGUCAAGGCUGCAGUGAGCUAUGGUCCUGCCACUACACUCCAGCCUGAGUGACAGAGUGAGAACCUGUCUCAAAAAAACCCAACAAGGAUAGCAUUGUAUUUUUACUUUUUGGUUUCUUCUCUCUCUUCCUGCCACCCCUUUAGAUAUCCAACAUUAACCUGGUAUGAAUUCAUUUAUCCUUUUUUCUGUGCUUAUAUAAUUGUUACAGGAAUAAAUAUGCACUGGACAUUUUGGGGGCAUAAUUUACAGAAAAUUUAUUCAUGUAUUCAAAUUAUCUGCAAUUUCCUAGCUUAAGUUUAUGGUAGACAUCCUCCAUUCGACUGCCGUAGCUCUAACCUUAUUGUUUUAAAUUGUGGUUAUCUUUUAAAUUGUAUUUCUUGUGCUUUUAAUAAAUGCAAGCUUAAUGUAAAAUUUU
Molecule: messenger RNA, 1952 nt
Organism: Pan troglodytes (chimpanzee)
Lineage: Eukaryota; Metazoa; Chordata; Mammalia; Primates; Hominidae
Gene: NSL1
Product: NSL1 component of MIS12 kinetochore complex
Exons: 6
Coding region: 1-642 (213 amino acids)
Biological process (GO): mitotic sister chromatid segregation
Cellular component (GO): kinetochore; MIS12/MIND type complex
Source: RefSeq, a predicted model, not a curated record